Molecule: messenger RNA, 789 nt
Organism: Penicillium diatomitis
Lineage: Eukaryota; Fungi; Ascomycota; Eurotiomycetes; Eurotiales; Aspergillaceae
Product: ATP-dependent Clp protease proteolytic subunit
Exons: 5
Coding region: 1-789 (262 amino acids)
Biological process (GO): protein quality control for misfolded or incompletely synthesized proteins
Cellular component (GO): endopeptidase Clp complex
Molecular function (GO): ATP-dependent peptidase activity; serine-type endopeptidase activity; ATPase binding
Source: RefSeq, a predicted model, not a curated record
AUGAACAGCCCUGUGGUCAGAACGAGGCUUCAGCAGCUUUGCCGCUCCUUCACCCGCUGCGGUGCGCCCCGUGUUCAAUCUGCUCUCGGCGCGCGACAGUUCUCAAGCUCGAUAACGGCGCUUGACCGCACGCCGCCACAAGGAUGGACACCGACACCAUUCGUCACAGAGACAGUAGGAGGCGGCUGGCACACAUAUGACAUCUUCUCUCGGCUCCUUAAGGAGCGUAUCAUCUGCCUGAAUGGCCAAGUCGAUGAAACAAUGUCCGCCUCGAUCGUCGCGCAACUCCUCUUCCUCGAAGCCGAUAACCCCAAGAAACCAAUUCAUCUGUAUAUCAACUCACCAGGAGGCUCCGUAACAGCAGGUCUCGCAAUCUACGAUACGAUGACAUACAUCGCUGCUCCAGUCAGCACAAUCUGCGUGGGACAAGCAGCCUCAAUGGGCUCUCUUCUUCUUUGCGGCGGCGAGCCUGGAAAGCGAUACUGUCUCCCACACAGCUCAAUCAUGAUCCAUCAGCCCUCAGGAGGAUAUUUUGGUCAAGCGAGUGAUAUUGCGAUUCACGCGAAAGAAAUUCUGCGAGUGCGAGAACAGCUUAACAAGAUCUAUAAGCACCACUUGACGGGCAAGAAGCAAUUGUCGCUGGAUGAAAUUGAAAAGCUCAUGGAGCGGGAUUACUUCAUGGGGGCACAGGAAGCGCUGGACUUGGGCAUCGUGGAUGAGAUUCUAGAUCGAAGGGUACAGAAUUCGAAUAAGGGAGGCGAUGGGGAUGGUAAGCCCCCAACACUAUGA